CUCCCCGCCGUUGAUUUUUGUUCUGACCAAAUUUUAGUGUAAAAGUGAUCUAUUUUCUGUCCAUUCCGAUUACAAACGAUAAUUUACGUUCACGCACGGUACCGUUGUCGUCCGUACCGAAUCUCCUGCCUGGACCGUAUCAGCACAAAAGAGCGCACCCCCGGUAAAGUCCUGGAAAUCAUGGCAGGAAUUGGUGGUUCCAGCGCAGGGCAUCGAUCCCUCGUCUAGAGGCAGGGUUGCCUUGAACCGAAAAGGCCUUGAUCACGGCCGCUGUUAUCAAAAUACGGGCCGUGAAGCUGGUGUGAAGCAAAAACCAUUCAGUCGUUGCAAGCUGCCGAGAUGGAAACGGCAAAGUACGCGCUACGGGAUCGGGCGGAUCUUUCCGAACCCGUGAAUCACCCUCUACGGAACAACAAACGAAUCAAGUUCACCUGCUUCGAUUGCUCGGCAAAGUAUCUGGUGUUUGGGGCCAACUCGGGCAGUUUGUAUCUGUACGAACGCAAAUCGACUGCAUUUCUGGCCCUCGUUCCCAGCCAGCUGGGCGUCAUCGGAAAGGUGUCGAUAUCGCAGAGUGAAAAGCAAAUCGCAAUCGGGAACCAGAGCGGUUCUAUCGGUGUGCUGCUCGAGCUGGACCCACCGAACGUGCGGGAGAUCAUCAGUACCGAGCUCACGUUGACAAGCGACGAGGAGCAACAACUUCCCCCGGAUGCGCCCCGAAGCCCACCUUCGGCCUUCGUAACGAGUUUCUGCUGGACGGAGGAUGAUAAGGAGCUGUACUGUGGCGAUUCGCGGGGCAUUGUAUCGUUGAUACAGUUCUCGCUGUUCAUGGGUCGCAAUAUACUCAACAUAAGCCUGCAUCCUGUACUACUGCUGGAGAAUCGUAUAGUACAAAUAGACCGCUACAAAGAUUUGCUGCUCGUGUCCACACUCUCAAAGUGUGUGCUCUGUAACACGGCCCGGGAAGAGUUCAAGCAAAUCGGUAAUCGACCGAGAGAGGGACAAUAUGGAGCGUCUUUUGUGAUUGCACAGCCAAGCAGUAUACCGGCGACGCCGUCACCACCGCUCAUGAUCGUUGACGAGGAGGACGUCCGUAUAUUCUGCUCACGCCCGGGCAGUCGUCUCUGGGAAGCCGAUCUCGAGGGUAACGUUAUCAGAACGCAUCAAUUCAAACCACGUUCCGGUCAACCCAGACACGUUCGUCAGCUGCACCGCUUACCGACCGAUAAGACAGUAAUUGAUUCAGCGCCGGCCGAUGGAACGAUGAUGGUCGUACCGUUCCAGGUACUAUACUCGAUACGACGUCAGCUACUACUGGUACACGAUCGUAGCCAGUUGCUUAUUAUCGAUCCACUGCACUCUACCAUCGUAUUGCGAACAGAUGAGUUCAGUGACAUCACGCAUGUGGCCGUGGUAGACGAGUGGAUCUAUCUUCUUUCCGGCGAGAACCGUCUGUUUCAGGUGCGCGUCGAGUUUGUGGGAGAGCCCGGAGAUGAGGAUGUCGCAGAAGAACGUUUGGUUGCUGCGAAGGAAGGAGGAAUGCAAGAAACCUCCCCAAAGAACCAUCGGCGAUCGACAGAGUCCUACGAAUUGCGCAAAAACCACCAGCAGCAGCAGCAUCAGCAAAAGCAAGGCGUGUAUAUACUCGAGAGCGCUUUCAACAACAAUGGCAAGGAGUCGCCGCUGAUGCUUUCGACCGAGGCAACCAUAAAGGAAGCACUGGUGUCGGUGGUACGGGGAAAGUAUGGUCGAAACAUCAAACAGAUGUUCAUGGGCUAUGAGCAGCAGAGCCAGAAGCAUACGGGUGGUGCCCCGGAGCGGCCUAAAACGUUAAAUCUCACAAAAAUCUAUGAACCUAGCCGCAAUAACAAUGGUAAUGGUAACGCUCUACUCGCCGAACUGGGCAUUGAUGCGGGUGACGAUUCUUAUGUCGACGAUAUGGGCGAUAAUGAGGAUGAAUCGCUCGAGGAACUCGUUCGCACCCGCAAAGGACAAACAAUGAACGGUAGUGGUUCAGGAGCGGGACGCAAAAAGUUUUCCACCUCUCUAUUAAACGGAUAUGAAACAUCCGAGGACGAUGCGACCGUCCGGAACUUGUAUCUCAUCUACCGCUCGUCGAUCAUUAGCAAUCUCAACUUUGCCGAUCGGUAUGCCAAGAUUUUCGACGAUUACGGUACGGAAGCAAUUGUUCGAUUGUUGCACAAACUCGAAACGCUGAUGGAAGAGAACGAGGAACCGGAGGCACGACUCAAGUGCACCCGCAUCUACUUCGAUUAUCUCAAACCGGAGCUGCUGUGGGAGAUCGAUGCCGUUCCCCGGCAGUUCAUCAAGGAAGGUUUCAUCGUGUGUAACACGGUGGAACGGUCGGAGCAGCUCGACUGUGAGCUUGGUCGGUGCGAUGGGUGUGGGUAUUAUCUACGGGCACCCCGUACCUGUCACUAUCGCGACAUCGGUAUCAGCUUGAUGCGUUACUUCUGGUCACGGCGGGAGUAUGGUGAAUGCUUUGCGCUCGUCAAGCAGGUACCCCACCUGUGGCGUACUGUAACACGCUACUACAUCCAGGAUCGCCGCCAGGAUAAGGUGGUCGCUUGCGUGUGGAACCUGGCCGAUCGCGAGCUGUUCGAGCGGGCGGCCGGAGAAAUGUUCGAAGCGCACCAUUGGCGUCAACUGUUCGAGCUCGUGCUGAGCUACUACCGGCGCAAUGAAAUGAUCUGUCUAAACUGUGAUAAACGUUGCACGACAAAAACGACCCCGACAAUACAGGGCAACGGAAGUUCGCAGGAUGGAGAGGCACAGUUCCGCCAGUGGAACUAUUUACUCGAGGUAGCACUGGAACAUCUAGAACCGGCCGAACUGUUGAGCCUACUGAACAACUAUACCCAACACAUUUCUAAAGGUGCGAUCAGCACCAGUUUCUACAUUCGUUGUCUAUUGCUCCAAGCAAAGUAAGCUAGUGUAAAUCACCCCAUCAGAGUGCAAAUAGCUAAACCCACGCUUGCAUCGAAUAGUAGGCCUAACGCUUAGAAGAAAAGGCGAGCUGGGUGCGCCACUAUUGAACGUUCCUGGCUUCUGUUGCAACGACGCGCGUGACGCUGGUUCGUUUAUCGUGUAUCGGAAGCAUGCGCCAGGCCGGAACAACGAGAAGCUGCUACUAGCCAAGAAGGGCGCGUGUCUGUGCAUUGCUGUUAUUGCUGCCUGUGCUCGAUGCUUUAGAAUGCUGAAUGCUUCUGUAUGGAAUGCUUCUGUAUGGAAUGCUGGAUCAGUAGAAACCAGUCACAGCAUCACGCGCUACGCAUAUGAAAAAAGAAACCGCGAGUAGCUGAAUUGCCAUUGCCACCACCUAUAUCUAUCACCUUAAGAGAUGAUAAUGCCAAAUAUUGUAUUAAACAGUUAGAGACGAUAUGAACGGAAAUAAAGAAAUGUAUUUUC
This is a messenger RNA of Anopheles darlingi, 3426 nucleotides long. RefSeq names its product Hermansky-Pudlak syndrome 5 protein homolog (gene pink). The coding region runs from base 340 to 2946 and encodes 868 amino acids. Lineage: Eukaryota; Metazoa; Arthropoda; Insecta; Diptera; Culicidae. Gene Ontology annotation, biological process: developmental pigmentation. Gene Ontology annotation, molecular function: protein binding. Gene Ontology annotation, cellular component: cytoplasm. The transcript is spliced from 4 exons. The record is from RefSeq and is a predicted model, not a curated record.